UUUGACUUUUUGUGGUGGAACUAAGAAAUGUUACAGUUUCUCAUCGCUUUUUCCUUCAUAAUAUUUCACACAACGUGAUUUAACAAAGUAAUAUUUAGCUACCUAAUAGAUGCAGAGCGACAGUAUGUAUUUAACUCUGUCGCGGCGGCGCGUCUGAUUGUGGUGUUGCUAUGGCGACGGAAUGGCCGAGAUCGUGCAGCUCGACGCUUUGCGAAAGCGGAACAAAGAUUUGCUGGAAAAACUACAGAAACAAACCGAAAAGCUCAGUCAGCUAACGCUCUCACGCCCGGACGAAGAGGCCAAACGUCAAAACUCUGUCUGCGAAGCGUUUACAGGCGGGAGCGACCAGCGGCGAACGCCUUUAACGGAGAGAAACGGAGACGUUACGGCGGCUCGUGCCAGUUUGGCUGGAGCAUCUUUUUCUAAAGCAAAAACAGCGAUGAAAACCACCAAAACAUCCGAUGAGCGGUUUCUUGGAGAUUGUGAAGUCACCACACCAAAUCAACACAAACAAAGUCCUGAACCUGCCACUUACAGUAACUUACUGCAGGAUGCAGGUAACAGUCGCUGGAAGGGACACAGCAGAUCCGAGAGACUGAUGCUGCCCAAAUCCGCAUCUCUCACAUGGGAUACUGAUCAGAGAGAGACUGAUAGCACAACGACUUUGUAUUCUGGUCUGGAGACCGAUGCUACAUCAGUGAGACCACACAUACAGCCAUUACUAGGCUAUGACUGGAUAGCAGGCCUUUUAGAUGCCGAGAGCUCUCUUACCGAACGCUCGGAGCAGUUCUUCAGCGAACUACGCAGCUUCCGUCUUGUCAACCGAGAUGAGUGUGUUUACAGCUCGCUAUCAGGACCUCCAUUUGUUGCUGAUGUUGCAUCUUCCUCACUUGAAGGCGAUGAUCUGCAACAGCCACCAGAUACACAUCAGUGCACAUUCUGCUACAGAAUAAACAGUCGUCUGUUUGCCGUCCCGCUGGACACACAGGCUGCAUGUCCAGUGUGUAAGAUGCCCAAACCUGAACACCCCCAUACUGAGACAGAGCCUGCUUUCAUCAGGGUCAGUAUUCCUCGCUCAACUCUGUUGCCAGCAUACAAAUACAAAGCCCACCGUCGCUGCAGUUUUGAUCCCUCUGACAGUCUGGGUUUACCCUCGCACUGUUUGUCCGGGUGGUCCAAUCCCACCCUGAACUCCGGCUCUCAGAUGAGCAGUUUAGAUCUGCGGGGAUCCAUAGCAACAUCGGCGGCCACAGAAGGGUCAACUUCAUGUUUGUCAGACAAUAAACUGGGUUCACCCUUGCCCAAGGCAUCGAGAGACCAGCUGCUCAACCCUACUCGCUUGCCACGACAUCGCUUUCAGCAUUUAGACCCAAAGAUGGCAGAUUCCCACAGUCCUUCUUACGCUUUACUAAAAUCAUUACACUAAAACAAAUGAAGUAGCACGUGAACGUUUGUCUCUCCAGUGGAUCCCCUGUUUAUUGAAAUGAGUAGUUGAGUAAACUUUUGUAUGCAUGUGUAAUAAUGAACAAACAUGUGAAUCAUUUUAUUCUUCAAACUGCUUGUGAAAUGAAAUUUAAAUGCAACACAGUAAAAUAAAAAGUAACACAAGUUUUUUUUUCUUCUGUAGUUUAUCUUA
Messenger RNA from Myxocyprinus asiaticus (Chinese sucker), 1636 nucleotides. RefSeq names its product migration and invasion inhibitory protein (gene miip). The coding region runs from base 182 to 1426 and encodes 414 amino acids. The record is from RefSeq and is a predicted model, not a curated record. NCBI's taxonomy places the organism in Eukaryota, Metazoa, Chordata, Actinopteri, Cypriniformes, Catostomidae. Gene Ontology annotation, biological process: negative regulation of cell migration; negative regulation of G2/M transition of mitotic cell cycle. The transcript has 9 exons.